Messenger RNA from Dipodomys spectabilis (banner-tailed kangaroo rat), 2526 nucleotides. RefSeq names its product solute carrier family 38 member 7 (gene Slc38a7). Gene Ontology annotation, molecular function: L-methionine transmembrane transporter activity; L-glutamine transmembrane transporter activity; L-alanine transmembrane transporter activity. NCBI's taxonomy places the organism in Eukaryota, Metazoa, Chordata, Mammalia, Rodentia, Heteromyidae. Bases 274 to 1665 code for a protein of 463 amino acids. The transcript has 12 exons. The record is from RefSeq and is a predicted model, not a curated record. Gene Ontology annotation, biological process: amino acid transmembrane transport.
CUCCCCAGCUGGCUCCGGGAUGAAGCACUCUAGAUUUUAGGCAAAAUCUUCAGGAAGAAGAACUUGAAGCCAGAGAGGGAAGUGAAAGGAAUCAUCGCAGAUCUUGGGAAGAAGAAACCUCCCUUCCACCAUAGCCAGGCAGGUGGAAAGAGCAGGUGACAAGAGUCCUCAUAAAAUAGCUGUCCUGAACAGACCAGUGUUCCCAAGUUAUCCCCAGUGAUGUGGUCAUGAGGCAGAGCCCAGAGCUCUUACAGAAAGACGACUCUCAGGGCCAUGGCCCAGUUCAGCAUUAACAAUGAUUACAACGAGUGGAGCUCCAGCACUGAUGCUGGGGAGCGGGCCCGACUGCUGCAGAGUCCCUGUGUGGACACAGCCCCUAAAAGUGAGAGCGAAGCCUCUCCUGGGAGUCCCGACAGAGGCACCACUUCCACACUUGGGGCCAUCUUCAUCGUUGUCAAUGCCUGCCUGGGUGCAGGGCUGCUUAACUUCCCAGCGGCCUUCAGGACUGCCGGGGGCGUGGCAGCUGGCAUCUCGCUGCAGAUGAGCAUGCUGGUUUUCAUCAUCAGUGGCUUGGUCAUCUUGGCCUACUGUUCCCAGGCAAGCAAUGAGGGGACCUACCAGGAGGUGGUGUGGGCUGUGUGUGGCAAGCUAACAGGCGUGCUAUGCGAGGUGGCCAUCGCUGUCUACACUUUCGGUACCUGUAUCGCCUUUCUUAUCAUCAUCGGGGACCAGCAAGACAAGAUUAUAGCAGUGCUAGCCAAGGAGCCAGAGGGGACCAACAACAGCCUUUGGUACACAGACCGCAAGUUCACCAUCAGCCUCACUGCCUUCCUCUUCAUCCUGCCCCUCUCCAUUCCCAGAGAGAUUGGUUUCCAGAAAUAUGCCAGCUUCCUGAGCGUUCUGGGCACCUGGUACGUGACUGCCAUCAUUAUCAUCAAAUACAUCUGGCCAGAUAAUGAGAUGACCCCAGGAGACAUCCUGACAAGGCCAGCUUCCUGGAUGUCUGUGUUCAAUGCUAUGCCCACCAUCUGCUUCGGAUUUCAGUGCCAUGUGAGCAGCGUGCCCGUCUUCAACAGUAUGCAGAGGCCUGAGUUGAAGACCUGGGGUGGGGUGGUGACAGCCGCCAUGGUCAUAGCCCUGGCUGUCUACCUGGGCACAGGCAUCUGCGGCUUCCUGACCUUCGGAGCUGCUGUGGACCCCGAUGUGCUCCUGUCCUACCCUUCCACAGACAUGGCUGUGGCUGUUGCCCGAGCCUUCAUCAUCUUGAGUGUGCUCACCUCCUACCCCAUCCUGCACUUCUGUGGGCGGGCAGUGGUCGAAGGCUUGUGGCUGCGCUACCAGGGGACCCCCGUGGAGGAGGACGUAGGGCGCGAGCGGCAACGGCGCGUGCUGCAGACGCUGGUGUGGUUCCUGCUCACCCUGCUGCUGGCUCUCUUCAUCCCUGACAUUGGCAAGGUCAUCUCAGUCAUCGGAGGCCUGGCUGCCUGCUUCAUCUUCGUCUUUCCAGGGCUGUGCCUCAUUCAAGCCAAACUGUCGGAGAUGGAAGAGGUCAAACCAGCCAGCUGGUGGGCAUUGGUCGGUUAUGGAGUCUUCUUAGUCACCCUGGGAGCCUUCAUCUUCGGCCAGACCACAGCCAAUGCCAUCUUUGUGAACGUCUUGGCAUAACCACUGCCUUUGUGGACCCCAGGAGCCACCUCUCAGAGCUAUGGGCUGCCCCAACCCAACAUCAUGCUGGUGUGAUGGCAUCUGGACAUCCUUUUCCAGGAUGAUUAGCCCCCUACCUGUGGACAGCUCAGACCCCUGCUCCUUCCCGCUUCCCAGCCCCAGCAGUGCUGGCGUGGGGGCAGGUCUCCUGUGACACAGGAAUUUCCUCCUCCCCUCCUCUCAACUUCUCCAUGCCUUGAUUCGGUGGAUGAAAAGCAGCAUCAGGGGGACUUAGAAGAGAACCCAUUCUGACUUUCCUGGAGAAAGACGAUGUGCAAAAGGCUGGCGUCCUCCCUCGCCUCAGAGUAUCCUGUCCUGCGUAGGGGCUGUGUUCAGUGCCUGUUCCUGUCCUCAGCAGCCAUGACCGGUGGCAACUUCUCCUGGGAUCUAAGCUUCUGAAGGUGGCCUUGGAGUCAUACAGAUGUGCAAAGACAGCCGUCUAUUCCCCCGGACUGUCAGGGAGCCUGCUAGCCGCUUUGCCAUGGAUUGAUAUCUCCCAAGUCUCUGGGGGAGGAAGUGGGGCGUCUCCAAACCCAAUAGUCCAGGCCGGGCGUCCCUCUCCUGCAUCCCCAGAUGUCACCAAGUCUAAUGUUUACAAACGGUGCCAGCCUGGUUCUGAGACCAGGACCGCCUGCGUCGCGGUGCUGUGAGUACUCCUUCCUUAACUUCACCCAUUGGUGAAGGUGAGCUGUUUUUGUUCCCUCCUGAUUCCAGAUGGGAACUUUUUAGAGGGUCAGAGUGAGGAAUGAAGGAGUCUGGGAACUUUUCAAACCCUUACUGUGGGCUGAGCUGACCAAACCUGUGUGUGUGUGUGUGUGUGUG